Molecule: messenger RNA, 1335 nt
Organism: Triticum urartu
Lineage: Eukaryota; Viridiplantae; Streptophyta; Magnoliopsida; Poales; Poaceae
Product: PHD finger protein ALFIN-LIKE 5
Biological process (GO): regulation of DNA-templated transcription
Cellular component (GO): nucleus
Molecular function (GO): transcription cis-regulatory region binding; transcription coregulator activity; histone binding
Source: RefSeq, a predicted model, not a curated record
AACGAACGCAAUUCUCUCCUUCCCAAAUAAAAACCUCACCACUCCUGCGGACUGCGAGCCUGCGGCCCUGUCUCUCUCUCUGUGUCCUCCACCUCCUCGUGCUCUCGCCUCCCUCCAACACCCUUCUCGCCGCCGCCGCCGCCCCCUCGCCGGAACCCUAAAUGGACGCCGGCACCGGCGCCGGCGCUGGCGCGCCCUACGCCUCCCGCACGGCGGAGGAGGUCUUCCGCGACUUCCGCGGCCGCCGCGCCGGCAUGAUCAAGGCCCUCACCCAAGAAGUGGACAAGUUCUACCAGCUCUGCGACCCCGAAAAGGAGAACUUGUGCCUUUAUGGGUACCCUAAUGAAACAUGGGAAGUGACGUUGCCAGCUGAGGAAGUCCCCCCAGAGAUUCCUGAACCAGCACUUGGAAUCAACUUUGCUAGGGAUGGCAUGAACGAGAAGGAUUGGUUGGCACUAGUUGCUGUUCACAGUGAUUCCUGGUUGUUGGCUGUUUCAUUCUACUUCGCGGCACGGUUUGGAUUUGACAAAGAGGCAAGGAGGCGACUCUUCAACAUGAUAAAUAACCUGCCUACAAUAUUUGAAGUCGUGACCGGGGCUGCAAAGAAGCAGAUCAAGGAGAAGGCCCCCAACAGUACGCACAAGAGCAAUAAUAAGCCAAGCAUGAAAACUUAUUCAAAGCCUGAGUCCCAGUCAAAGGCCCCAAAGAUAGCGGCACCCCCAAAGGAUGAAGACGAGAGCGGCGAGGACUAUGGAGAAGAAGAGGAGGAAGAGCGCGACAACACCUUGUGUGGUACCUGUGGAACAAACGACGGCAAGGACGAGUUCUGGAUCUGCUGCGACAACUGCGAGCGGUGGUACCAUGGGAAAUGCGUCAAGAUCACGCCUGCUCGAGCCGAGCACAUCAAGCACUACAAGUGCCCAGACUGCAGCAACAAGAGGGCGAGGGCGUAACGGCGACAAACAGCACCAGCAGGGCGGCAGGACUCGGAAUGGAACCAGCGCCGGCACCAAAUCGCCAUCGUCGAUGCCUGCUGCAGCCUGCAGAUAUGGCCUAGCUCUCUAGCUCAUCAUAGACUCGCUUUUCGUUUCAGUCGAACACUGUUGAUUCACCCUUGACCCUGCAGUUCGUUCAUGUUGGUCCGACUCUUGACUUGUGUGUGUUUUAAACCGUUGGUUGGUCGGUGUAGUAGUGUUGUACCAGCUUCGAUCUCUUCAGCGGACAUGUCAAAGGCGUUCUUCAACUGAAAGGACCCGAAAGCUGACACCAUUGUUUCUGGCCUUGUUAGCCUCGUCUCGUUCCUGGGCAUAUAUAUAUGUUGCUGGUCUUGUUUCC